Messenger RNA from Dimorphilus gyrociliatus, 1804 nucleotides. NCBI's taxonomy places the organism in Eukaryota, Metazoa, Annelida, Polychaeta, Dinophilidae. The record is from the annotation of a GenBank genome assembly.
CAUGAAUAUUGGGAAACACUGCUCAUUAACGUCUUGUAAAAGAUUAGAUUUUCUUCCAUUUCCAUGCCAAUUCUGUAAGGAAAUUUUCUGUAAAGAUCAUAGAGAGCCAGAAAUUCACCUAUGUUCAAAUUAUAAAAGUAAUGACUUAGAAGAAGCUCGGAAUAAACAAGUAUUGGGCACAUUUCCCUGUAGUUUCAUACGUUGUGAAAAAAAAGAGGUAACAGAAAUUGAAUGCGAAAUAUGCCAUGGAUGCUUUUGCUUCAAGCACAGAAACCCGUUAGAUCAUAAAUGUGCUGUGGAGGAAAGCACCAGCAAAAGAACUCCCGAGUUGAAAAUUCAAAAACAACCGCCACAAGUUAAAAAUACAAAUUUUAAAAGCGCUAAGCAGAGAAAUCUAGCUGCCAAAGUGGCUUUAAUGAAAAUUAAGAUGUCAGCUAUCGGAAACAAAUCUAUCCCUCAGGAAGACCGAUUCUUCUUAAAUAUAAUUCUACCAGAGUCUUCACAGCAUUCUUCAAAGCCUUUUUAUUUUACAAAACAUUGGACAAUAGGACGAAUGAUAGAUUAUGUUGCGAGUGAAGUUAAAUUAGAAAAUGAAAACAACAAGUCUGGUUCGUCAAAGAAGUUAUGUGUCUUCGACGGGUUUGAUAGUGAGAAGAAGUAUCCAGCAGAAGUAGAAUUAUCCAACAUAAGUGAUUUACCCAGCGGCUCUACAUUAAUCUUUAAAUAUGGGGGAAGCAAGUUCAUUGAUAAAUUGCGUGUUUACGUAAAAGGAGGUAAAGGUGGUGAUGGGCUUUCUAGCUUUGGAGGAGUUGGAGGCAAAGGAGGUAAUGUUUAUGUAGUUGGAAGUGAAACUGCUACUCUGAAAAAAUUAGACGAGUUGUCACCAGCAAAACGGUUUCUAGCUGAAGGAGGGAAGAAAAGCAGGAAGACGGAGUUAUUAGGGAGACGGGGGAAAAGUAUUGAAAUUCCUGUUCCUAUAGGGAUAACUGUAAGAUUGGAUGAUAACUCUGUUAUAGGAGAAGUCAACAGGCGAAAUGAAAGAGUGUUAGUCUCAAAAGGUGGUGAAGGGGGGCAAGAGAAGAACAACUUUCUUGGUCAGAAGGGGGAGGCCAGAUCUGUUAGUCUGGAUUUAAAACUUAUAGCAGAUAUAGGACUAGUUGGCUUCCCAAAUGCAGGAAAGUCUACAAUACUGUCAGCUAUUUCAAGAGCUAGACCCCGGAUUGCUUCAUAUCCUUUUACAACUUUACGGCCUCAACUGGGAAUAAUGCAAUAUUCAGAUUUAAGAAAAAUCAGCAUUGCAGACCUGCCAGGAUUAGUUGAAGGAGCCCAUCUUAAUGUAGGAAUGGGCCACAAGUUCCUAAAACAUGUUGAAAGAACAAAGUUACUUUUAUUUCUCGUUGAUGUCUAUGGUUUUCAACUAUCAGCAGCUCAUCCUUGUCGAUCAGCAAUAGAAAAUAUCAUCUUCUUAAUUAAAGAAUUAGAAUUGUUUAAUCCUAGCCUUUUGGAGAAGCCAGCAGUUCUCGCCAUUAACAAAAUCGAUUUAGCUAAUGCCUCUGAUCAAGCGGAUUUAAUUGCAAAACAGGCUUUAAGCGUUGAGAGUUAUUUUGACAAAGUUCCUGAGGAAUAUGUUCCCUCGCGAUCGUUUAGGUUUGAUAAAAUUUACAAUAUAUCAGCCAAAGAGCGAAUAGGUACGGAGGAAUUGAAAAUUAGUUUAAGAGAACUAUUAGACUAUUAUGCUGAUAAAGACAAUGAGAAAAAAAUGAACUUUAAAACGCCUGCACAAGGGCGAAAACUAUUUAUUUGA